Messenger RNA from Mucor mucedo, 606 nucleotides. RefSeq lists its product as uncharacterized. Lineage: Eukaryota; Fungi; Mucoromycota; Mucoromycetes; Mucorales; Mucoraceae. The record is from RefSeq and is a predicted model, not a curated record. Bases 1 to 606 code for a protein of 201 amino acids. The transcript is spliced from 7 exons.
AUGUCAUCUAUGGGACCAGAGUACUACAAUGACAACGGAGCUACCCUUAGCUCCAACCUUGAGUACUUCGCCAAGCCUUACGACGAAGCUCUGGAGUUUCUUUUGCUUAUGUUAGAUCCUACCUAUGAACUCGUUGAAGAGCCACUCCCAAAGAGGGGAGAAAGAACCUGUUGUGAAACAGGACAAUAUGCAGAUUUUCAAUACAAAUUGUUAUUCAUAAAUUCUCUAGCCUGGGAUAUCUUGCUGGUGAGUGAGGCUUGUUUUUUAAAUGUGGGUAUCGCCCGAGUGAUUUCGAAAGAAGCCGAUGAAAGUGUUUCCAAUGAAAAGCCUUCCCUAAUCUUCCACAGCUUAGGUAGUCUUUACAGGGCGAUCCUUAUAAUAGAAGUGUACAAAAUGCCUACAAUUGAGCAGUUUGGUUUAUAUACCAGGUUUAUAAUCUUAAAGAAAAAUGUCGAUGAUAUAAUCCGGGAGGGAUUUUAUAUGUUCUCUUUUUGGGCAACGUCAUUCUUCGCGGCAUACAAUGUUUUCCUCAGUUUACUGCUUAUUCCCAAACUUUAUGACCUUCACCAAGAUAUUCUCGAGAUGAAAUGUGCUGCAGUAAUGUAA